CGCAAACCCAUCGCUUUGACUGCCAACCGCGGCGGCCAAGAAAAAAAAAACGAACCGCUUCGAGAAGCCUCCUCCCGUCCCCUUCGACCCUUUCUCGCGAAGCAAUCCACAGAGUCCAUCUCCGGCCAGAUCCGGAGUUCCGGACCCCACCUCUCCCCCCGAACAAGCCCUAGCAUGCCCCGCCGCCGACGACGAUGAGGUCGCUCCGCCGGGUCCUCGUCCCGCUCGUCCUCCUCGUGGGGCUCGCCUUCCGCGUGGACGACGGCGGCGCCGCGCACCUCCCGCCGCACCACCCGCCCCCGCCCCCCGCGCUCCCCGGGCCGCCGUCCCGCCUCGCGCUCCCUGGAGUAGCUGGUCCGGAGGACGAUGGGGCCGCCGCGGCGUCGCGCUCCACGGAGAUCGCCGCCGCGGGGGCGCGCUCCACCGAGGUCGUCGCGCCGGCGGCGCCGAAGAAGCAGAGUCUCCGUGAGCUCUUCGUCGUGCCGAAGCCCCCGCGCCACGAGCCGGCUCGCGCGGUGAGCGGCGAGGCGGAGGCCGAACCCCGCUCCGUGCUUCAGUUUUACGACAACGGCACAAUUCAGCUUGUGGACCGGUCGUCACAGUCUCCUCUCUGGGAGAUCUCCACAGGGCCUCCACUUUCAGAUCAUAUUACUACCGCCGAGUCUGGUCUGAAUUACCUCAUAUAUCCUUUGAACGGGAAUGAGAACAUGAAUGGGAAUGGGACUGAACUUUGGGAAGUUUAUAAUGGGAACAACGUGAUGCUUCCGUGGAAACUGGAGGAAUUUGUUGCCAGAAGUCCAUACAUACGGGAUUCUGUUGUUACUGUUGGAUCAAAAGCUUCAACCGUUUUUGUAGUUGAUGCUGACAAUGGUGAGAUUAUUUACAAGCGCAGCAUUCCAGCUCCCUUGAAUGAAUUGGAAGGACCAGGGGUUGAAGGAGCACCACCCAAGUUAAAUGCUCGAACUAGUGAUGACAGUGAUAAUAUCAUAGUGGUUGUGAGAACUGACUAUUCUCUAAGUGCAUCAGAUCUUGGCAAGCAUUUAUUUAACUGGACGAGAACUUCUUUCACUGCAAAUUACUAUAUGAAAUACAGCCACCCUGACAUGCUUGAUCAGUCAUCCUGCCUGCGAGGAGAUAUUCCGUGCAUUAGAACUGAGGGUUUGCCACUUGCUUUACCUGAUUCAGAUUCAGCUAAUGCAAUUAUUUUGAGAGAUGAGACCCCAAUAAUCUCCAGGGAUGGUACUGAUACUCUGAAAUCACUUCAAACCUCAAGGAAGCUACCAAAAGUUUCUGGCAAGUCAAACUUUGUCUUGGAUGAUGCUCAAAAUCAAACCCAUGAUGAUGCUCGAUCUCAUUUCAUCUCUCCUGAUCCUAAAGCUACCAACAUGCCCACUAGGAACACUUAUAGAUGGUUUUUCCCCCUGUUCCCCAUAUUUCUGGUCAUAGGUUAUCUGUUCAGCUUGAUGUCUGCAAACAAGACAUGUAGGCAGUUCGUUAUUCAGCUUAUGAGGCCAUUCAUGCGUGAAAAGAAACCGGUUGACAUUAGAGGCAGGUCAGAGGGAACUCCUAAUAAGAGAAGAAAAACACGGAAGAAAGAUGGGCUUGUCAAUGGCCAUGAGACAUUAUCAGCAUCUGACAAGGAGAGCAAUGAAACUGGUGGGUCAAUGGAGGCACCAGUUAGGGAAAAUUCUGCAGUAACAGAUAAGGGGAUUACAGGUGGCCUUGAUGGUCGUCAGAUUGGUAAACUCUUUGUGUCCAAUAAAGAAAUUGGUAGAGGGAGCAAUGGCACAGUUGUUUUUGAAGGAUCUUAUGAUGGUCGUCAAGUUGCUGUGAAACGUCUACUGCAUUCCCACAAUGAUAUAGCUGAAAAGGAGACUCAGAAUCUUAUUAUAUCUGACCGGGAUCCUAAUAUUGUCAGACUAUAUGGUUGUGAGCAUGACAACGAUUUUGUUUAUAUCUCCCUUGAGAGGUGCCAGUGCAGCUUGGCUGAUCUAAUCCAAAAACAGUCCUCAUUAUCUUCCGGAGAAUCUAUUGCUAAUAUUGAAGUUAGUAUCAGCAUCAAGUCAAAGUUUUCAAAUGUGAAAGGAGUAGACGUGGAGUUGUGGAUGCAGGAUGGGCUUCCUUCGGCACAACUCCUAAAGCUGAUGAGAGAUGUAGUUGCUGGUCUUGCACAUUUGCAUAACUUGGGAAUUAUACACCGUGAUUUGAAGCCUCAGAAUGUCUUAAUAAGCGCAGAUGGACCUAUUAGAGCAAAGCUUUCUGAUAUGGGUAUCAGUAAGCGCCUGCAAGAUGACAUGACUUCUGUUAGCCAUCAUGGCACAGGAAUUGGAAGCUCUGGCUGGCAAGCACCUGAACAGCUUUGUCAUGGUCGUCAAACUCGCGCAAUGGAUCUGUUUAGUUUGGGCUGCCUUAUUUUCUAUUGUAUCACUAAAGGGAAGCAUCCUUUUGGUGAGUACUAUGAACGGGAUAGGAACAUUGUAAACAAUUGUUUUGAUCUUUUUGUGGUGGACUACAUACCAGAAGCAGUACAUCUUAUUUCUCAAUUGUUACAUCCAAAUCCAGAGAUGAGACCAACGGCAGUAUAUGUGAUGCAUCAUCCUCUAUUCUGGAGCCCUGAAUUGCGCCUUUCGUUUCUAAGGGAUACCAGUGACAGAAUUGAGAAAACCAGUGAAACUGACCUCAUAAAUGCCCUGGAAGGCGUAGGACCUGUGGCGUUUGGUGGAAAAUGGGGAGAUAAAUUCGAUGCUGCUUUGGUUACAGACAUGGGGCGUUAUAGAAAAUAUAACUUUGAGUCCAUUCGUGAUCUUCUGAGGUAUAUCAGAAAUAAAUCAGGCCAUUACAGAGAACUUUCAGAUGAUGUCAAGAUUUCCACCAUCUCAACCGCAGGCCAAAGAACAUGCAAGAGACAGAAGGUUGUAAAUGAAUAAUGGAGAGAAUUUGUAUAAUGAAGGAUAAACUAUUAGGUGAACAAACUAUGGUGAAUUAGCUUGCUUUGAAAUGCCAUUUUAACUAUGUUUAGUACAUUUCUGAUUUCUUCAUGGUAGUUAUCCCAUCCUAUUUUCUGCCUAGAAAUGUUUUGCUUUGCAUAAGUGAAUGUAUAGAAUAGGUAGUGCAAAGGUUCAGUUGUAAAGUACAAAAUCUAGAUUUAUGUUGCCAGUGUUAUUAAAAUUUGGAGAAGGAAAUACUAGUUCUGUCAUACCUAAGUAUGGUACAUUGACACCUACAUUCAUCAUACAAGGGAGCUAAACCCAAGGUUGAACCUGAUAAAUUACAUAUUUUUCUUGGUAUUUUAAACUUCACUUACAUGGCAUUACACAUAGAUCUGAAGUAGCCUGCCAGAGGUGGCAAGAUGUUUGACUAUCAUCAGUUUUAUGAUAGGAGGGCACUGCUUUAGGGAUUUUGUAUGAAUUAAGAAUACUAGGC
Messenger RNA from Setaria italica (foxtail millet), 3423 nucleotides. RefSeq names its product serine/threonine-protein kinase/endoribonuclease IRE1. NCBI's taxonomy places the organism in Eukaryota, Viridiplantae, Streptophyta, Magnoliopsida, Poales, Poaceae. Gene Ontology annotation, molecular function: RNA endonuclease activity; protein serine/threonine kinase activity; ATP binding. Gene Ontology annotation, cellular component: IRE1-TRAF2-ASK1 complex. The coding region runs from base 195 to 2927 and encodes 910 amino acids. Gene Ontology annotation, biological process: protein phosphorylation; IRE1-mediated unfolded protein response; mRNA processing. The transcript has 7 exons. The record is from RefSeq and is a predicted model, not a curated record.